Molecule: messenger RNA, 2322 nt
Organism: Tigriopus californicus
Lineage: Eukaryota; Metazoa; Arthropoda; Copepoda; Harpacticoida; Harpacticidae
Product: sodium- and chloride-dependent GABA transporter 2-like
Exons: 10
Coding region: 221-2176 (651 amino acids)
Biological process (GO): sodium ion transmembrane transport
Cellular component (GO): membrane
Source: RefSeq, a predicted model, not a curated record
UGUUGCAGCACGUAGAUAAAUCGAGCAAGGGUUUUGAUCAUACCUUAUAUACGCAGCACGUAUCCUGGAUGGAGAAAGCUAGGCCUGGCCGUACAGUCCACCAAAACUCGAGAACAAGAUUCAAGACAAGUCCAAGAGACAGUCGCUCUCUCUCUCUAGUUAAGGCCGAACCUGUAAUCCAACAAGUACUCGAUUCAGAUCAUUAACUGAUACUAACAACAUGGUUGUGACGGAUCAAAGCAACCAUCGAGAAGAUGGAGCCCAUCUCACUUCUUACAUAAUAGUUCCACCGAGUGAAGAAGAGACCUCGCCUACCAAAGAAGGCCUUGGAAACGUGCCCAAAAGAGACGUGUGGGGCAAUGGAAUGGAAUUUGUCUUGGCGUGCGUAGGAUUUGCCGUGGGCUUGGGCAAUAUUUGGCGAUUUCCAUAUCUGUGUUAUAAGAAUGGAGGCGGAGCGUUCCUGGUUCCUUAUUUUGUAUAUGUGAUCGGAGGAGGGAUCCCUAUGUUGUUCUUGGAGGUGGGAUUGGGUCAAUUCAUGAGCCAAGGGAAUAUUUCCAUUUGGAACAUUUGUCCCAUAUUCAAAGGAAUCGGAAUUGGAACAACCAUCAUGGCCGGCAUUUGCAACAUCUAUUACAUCGUGGUCCUCGCUUGGGCCCUUCACUACUUCUUCGCCAGUUUUGGAUCGGAACUUCCUUGGGCCUCUUGUGGCAACCUAUGGAACACGGACCACUGUUUAGCAAUUGGGUCUAACCAUUCUGAUGUCACUGGCCACGCCACGGAUCCAGUGGUCGAAUAUUGGGAAAACCGGGUUCUUGGCGUGACUAAUGGCUUGGAGGAGGUGGGUGGGUUACAAUGGGAACUUGUGGGCACCCUCCUCCUGGCCUGGAUUCUGGUGUACGGCUGCAUUUUCAAGGGCGUCCACUCCUCCGGGAAAGUGGUCUAUUUCACGUCCACUUUCCCCUACCUUAUGUUAGUUGUGCUCUUCAUUCGGGGCGUUACCCUGCCGGGUGCAAUGAACGGACUCAUCUUUUACCUCAAACCAGAUUUCACCAAACUGAUGCAAUCUCAGGUCUGGAUUGAUGCGGGGACCCAGGUCUUCUAUUCCUAUUGCGUGGCUUUUGGAGGCAUGGUGGCCUUAGGGUCGUUCAAUAAGUAUCAUCGAGACUUUGUUCGAGAUUGCUCCAUCAUCGCUAGCAUCAACGCCUUUUCGUCCAUGUUUGGUGGUUGUGUGAUCUUUUCGGUCCUUGGCUAUAUGAGCUAUAUCUCUGGAAUUCCCAUUGAUCAAGUGGCAGAGUCAGGUCCUGGUUUGGCCUUUAUUGUCUACCCAAAGGCUGUGUCCCUAAUGCCAGCGGCUCCAUUGUGGGCCAUCUUGUUCUUCUUCAUGAUCUUGUUGGUGGCCAUUGAUUCUCAAUUCGUCACUUGUGAAGGAGUGAUCACAGCCUUUAUGGACCACCCAAAGGCUGUGUCCCUAAUGCCAGCGGCUCCAUUGUGGGCCAUCUUGUUCUUCUUCAUGAUCUUGUUGGUGGCCAUUGAUUCUCAAUUCGUCACUUGUGAAGGAGUGAUCACAGCCUUUAUGGACCAUUUCUCGACGAGGUUCAAUUUCCGAUAUGCUCGUGAGAUCACCUCUGGCAUUUACUGUUUGGUCAGUUUCCUGUUUGCGUUACCGAUGGUUUCGCAGGGUGGAAUCUACGUAUUCCAAAUCUUUGAUUAUUACUCGGCGAGUGGAAUGGUUCUACUUAGUUUCACAUUCUGCGAGUGCGUGGCCAUUGCUUGGUUUUAUGGUGUCAAUAACUGGUGCAAAAAUGUGGAGGAUAUGAUUGGCAGACCGGUGAACAUGUGGAUUAAAUUCUGUUGGACGUUCCUCACACCCUUUCUCAGCAUGGGUUUGCUGAUCUUUUCAAUCGUACAAUACACCCCACUAACUUACAACAACACCUACACCUAUCCGAUUUGGGGUCAACUAAUUGGUGCCGCCCUCGGGAUCGCGUCCACUGUAUUUGUGCCUCUUUACUUCUUGUACGCUAUCAUCAUGGCCCCUGGAGUGAAACUGGCAGAGAAAUUUCAUCAAACCACAAUCCCUCAAAUGGAGGAGACACUGCAUCACCGGUCUCAACAAAGAAAAUCCCAGAAAGCGAAUAUCGAUUCGCAAGAGUUGCAAUCCCUCACGGUGACAUAAGUGUGAAGGCCCCUCGGGAGAACUGAUGUUUUUAACCUCACUGCAUUCGUUCCUUUUAGGCUCAUUCUAUACUAAUUUUGUUUCAAGUUUACACUUAUUUGGACAAUAACGCUGAAGUCAUAAUACACUGUACUAUUCUCCUCAUG